Molecule: messenger RNA, 906 nt
Organism: Maylandia zebra (zebra mbuna)
Lineage: Eukaryota; Metazoa; Chordata; Actinopteri; Cichliformes; Cichlidae
Source: RefSeq, a predicted model, not a curated record
AUGGCCAAGUUCAGGAGGCCGACCAUGCGAAUGGCAGCGGGGCAGGUCCGGAUGCCGGCCACGCAUCCAUACAGGCCUGCUAAGAGAAAGACAAACCUGCCUACAGGUGUGUGCCACCUCUCAGUGUCCUGCCCCACCGCACGCCAGGUAAAGGACGCCUGCGGCUGCUGCGUGGUGUGUGCGGCCGGGGAAGGUGAAGCGUGCGGGAAGCGCAGCAGCGGCCACCUGUCCUGCGGUAACGGGCUGCGGUGCGACUCAGGCCCGGGGAAAGCCGGAGGGUUGCACAGCCUGUGCAUGUGUGCCUCCUCCGGCCCGGUGUGUGGCAGCGACGGCAGGACGUACCCCAGCAUCUGCCGCCUGAGAGCCGAGAACAGGAGAGCCGAGCUCGGAGAGACCUCCCCAGUGUUUUUAAUCCAGAGGGGUCGGUGUGACUCUGGUAAGCUGGCACAGCAUCCGGGAAGUAUACGCUACAAGUUUAACUUCAUUGCAGAUGUGGUGGAUAAGAUUGUCCCAGCUGUGGUACACCUGGAGCUUUUUCAAAGAGUGCCAUUUUCCAGUGAGGAGGUCUCUGUGUCGAGUGGCUCUGGGUUUAUAGUGUCAGAGGAUGGCUGGAUUGUCACAAAUGCUCACGUGCUUACCAACAAACAGCGGAUAAAAGUUGAGUUGAAGUGGUGUACAUAUGAAGCUGCGGUCAGGGAUGUGGAUCAGAAGAUGGACAUCGCUCUCAUCAAAAUCGAUCCAGAUGAAGGAGGGUUUGACGCCUUCCAGCUCAGCAGUAUCAGACGGCGGGCAUGCAACGAGGCAAAGGCUAUUGCGUUUUCGUGGAGGGGAGAGAGUCUCAGCUCUUCCCGAGGUACACCGAAGAUAGCUAUCAAGAGUCAGGCCGCAGUGUUCCACCCGAUAUAG